Messenger RNA from Rhododendron vialii, 811 nucleotides. RefSeq lists its product as uncharacterized. The record is from RefSeq and is a predicted model, not a curated record. Lineage: Eukaryota; Viridiplantae; Streptophyta; Magnoliopsida; Ericales; Ericaceae. Bases 148 to 627 code for a protein of 159 amino acids. Gene Ontology annotation, molecular function: glutathione peroxidase activity; glutathione transferase activity. The transcript has 4 exons. Gene Ontology annotation, cellular component: nuclear envelope; membrane; endoplasmic reticulum.
ACAUUAUAAUGACAUACAAUCACAAUUGAAGGAAGGGAGAGAGAGAGAGAGAGAGAGAGAGAGAGAGAGAGAGAGAGAGAGAGAGAGAGAGAGAGAGAGAGAGAGAGAGAGAGAGAGAGGGUUUUCUUCGAUCAGAACAGGAAAAAAAUGGGCGGAUUAGAGUACUUGGUGUUGGAAGGAUAUGGAUACGUGGUCCUUACCCUCGUCUUCUACUGCUUCUUCAAUUUCUGGAUGGCUUUCCAAGUCGGGAAAGCCCGCAAGAAGUACAAUGUUUCCUAUCCGACACUGUAUGCCUCAGAAUCAGAAAACAAGGAUGCCAAGCUCUUCAACUGCGUCCAGAGAGGGCACCAGAACUCGCUAGAAACGAUGCCCAUUUUCUUCAUGUUGAUGAUUUUGGGUGGAAUUAAGCAUCCAUUCAUCUGCGCUUUGCUCGGACUACUUUAUACCAUGGGCCGCUAUUUCUACUUCACUGGAUAUGCCACUGGCAAUCCCCAAAAUCGCCUUAGCCUUGGGAGAUUCAGCUUCCUUGCUUUACUCGGGCUUAUGAUCACCACAAUUUCUUGCGGGAUUAAACUGAUCGUUUCGCAAAAAUGGAACGCCGAAUUUCAGCAGCGCAUUUUUGCUUGAUUUCAGCAGCGUGCACUUAGCUUGCAUCGUCUGUCGAACUUGUCUUUUGCUGCUUGUUUGUCUACAGCUCAUGUAUUUUGUAACCCUUAAUUUGUGGUGUAGGUUGUGUUUCACUUUGUAAUAAUUGGAAACAUGGGAUGUUUUUGGACAUGGUUUGAAAAGACUAAUGUUGGUUAUUGGAAAA